AUGCUGCUACGCCCUCCGUUGCCUGAAGACGAUGAGCAGGUUCUGAUCGCCGCCGACUUUUCCCCAGCCUGCUUCAGUCCCUCAACAGCCUGCGCGGCCCUUGGUAACCCAGGCGACGACCGAGCCGGUAUAAUUUUCUAUGACAGAAAUAGCGUGAGGGGCGGGUGGCUAAGUUUAACGGGAGACCUCGACACAGUCCUCAACCGUCGUCCUUUCUCGUCCGGGUUUGGAAUCGGCAGGAUGGCUGAGUUGGAGCCGUCUUCAUUUGAAGGGACAGCUGCUGGAGGACUGAAGGUUAUACGGCAUUUGAGACUUAGUGUUUGCGAUAUUUUUGAAUAUCUGGAAUUGACGCCAUCGGAUAAAGAAGGCAGGCUGUUGACGGAUGAAGCCACUUUCAGUAAUGAACUGAAGAAAAAGCUGCAGAAUGUUCUUGACAAUUUUGAGCUUUUGGACAAAUGUGCUACGACGAUUCAAAAGCAGAACAACUAUGCCCUGACUGAGAACGUGAACAUUUUGCUCAAGAACUACACGGGGGACCAGUUGGAUCUGUACCCGAGUGCACUUAGCGUUUACAACUGGAUCACGAGAGCUAAGGAACACUGUAACUGGUCGUACCUUUACAUCAAUCCAAUGACGAGAAGAAAUCAGUCGAAAUGCGCUCGUCGGUUUCUGCAGCCGUCGUUUCUCCAAGUUAGCUCAACGUAA
Soboliphyme baturini is the source of this 705-nucleotide messenger RNA. Lineage: Eukaryota; Metazoa; Nematoda; Enoplea; Dioctophymatida; Soboliphymatidae. The record is from the annotation of a GenBank genome assembly.